Molecule: messenger RNA, 2061 nt
Organism: Effrenium voratum
Lineage: Eukaryota; Dinophyceae; Suessiales; Symbiodiniaceae
Source: the annotation of a GenBank genome assembly
AUGGAGCUGGUGAAGACGCGGCUCUGCGAGUGGACGCCCAGCGCCAUCGACGCACUCGCCUUCCAGCCGGUGAAGGGCUCGGAGAGAUCCCAGCGCCUGGCAGUGGGCCGGGCCAGCGGCGCCUUGGAGCUGUGGGACACGGGCACGUGGCACUUACUCGCCUCCAGCCCUGGGAAGGCGAGACGGUCCUUUCGCACCAUCCUCUGGCUGGAGGGCCGCCUCAUCUCCGGCGGCCUUCACCGGGAGAUCACGGAGUGGGACCCCGAGACCCUGGAGCCCAUUGAGUCCCUGGCCAGCGGCGGGGGGGCCAUUUGGGCCCUCUGCGCCGCAGGGAGCAAAACGCUCUGUGCGGCCUGUGACGACGGCACAGUGCGAGUCGUGUCGCUGGAGGGUGGCGUCGGGUCGAUGAUGUACGCGCGCCGGAUCAACGUGGCCUCGGAGAGGAUUCUCAGCCUGGCCUCCGAGGGAUCCUUUGUCUUCGCCGGGGGGUCCGACAGCCGCAUCACCAAGUGGUCCUUGGAGACUGGCGUUUGCGAAGGGGGCAUGAAGCUGGAGCGGCCCCCGAGCGGGCAGACCUUGGUUUGGAGCUUGGUCAGCCUUCAGGACUCGAUGCUGGCGAGCGGGGAUAGCCUGGGUCUGGUGCAGAUCUGGGACACGGUCGCCUCGGUGGUGCUGCAUCGCUUCGUGCAGCAUCAGGGGGACGUGCUGGCCCUCGCGGCCAGCCGCACGGCGCUACUCAGCGGUGGCAUCGAUGCCAAGGUCUCGUUCUUUGCGCGGGGUGCCCCUGGCCAGGAGCGGUGGGUCUUCCGCGACGCGCACAUCUGCCACAAGCAUGACAUCCGCGCCAUCGCCCUAGAGCCUCAGCAAGCGCCGGCGCAGGCGGAGGCGCCCAACUUUGUGUCUGGGGGCGUGGCGGGGCGCCUCUUCGUGAAGCAGGGCCAGGGCCGGCCGCGGGAGUGCAGCGCCUUCUCGCCCUUGCUGCAGAAGGCGUGGGUGGCGCAGGCGAGCCGGCUGGUCUUGUGUCAGGAGGGCCCGCAGCUUCAGCUGUGGUUCAUGAAGGAGACAGAGAAGCUCGAGGAGGACUCGAUCGCGCUACCCGAGGCACAGCUGGUGAUGACUUUGAGUUUGGCGGGCAACGCCUUGGGGCCCGACGGCACCAAGCGCAGCGGAGAGCACCUGGCAGCGGCGGCGCUCACCGAGGACGGCAAGGUGGUGGCGGCCAGCGACAUGAUGGGCACCCGGGUCUUCGAGGUCUCCGUGGAGCACCUCCAGGUGCAGCGCCUCAAGGGCCUGCCGCCGGAGGUGGCCAAUGCGGCGGCCCGGGCGCUGCAGUUCUGCCGGAGGAACAUCCUGGCCAUUGCCGUGUGGCACGGGAGCAGCAUUCUGCUCCUAGACUGCAAGACGAAGACUGUCGUGGCCACCUUCCUGGAGCACCAGUCACCUGUGACUCUCCUGGCUGCUUCGCUGGGGAAGUCCGAGUGGCUGCUCAGUGCUGACCUUGCCGGUCAGGUGCAUGCCUUCAGCCUGGACAGCCUUCAGCACCACGCCGCGGUGCCUGGCUCCGGGGACCAGGUGACGGCCCUUGGCUUUGACGCCUCGGGGAAGAAGGCAGUGCUGGUGACGGCCCGGCACCAGGUGAUGAUCUUCGACGUGAAGGCCAAGGGCGUGACGUGCGCUCUCGAGGUGGCCAUCCCCCAGAAGUUCCUCGCACCCCACGCCCGCGUCUGCGGGCUCGCGAGCUUCCAGCGGCGCCCCCGGAAACUGCUGCUCUGGGGCCACGGCUUCUUGCUGGCCAUGGAUUUGGACCUGGUCCAGGCGGAGCCGGCCGAGAAGGGCGGGCCCUGGAAGGUGUGGCCCCAGCGCCACAUCCUGGGCCUCGCCUCAGUGGCGGGGCCCUGGGCGCCGCUCACCAGCCCGCAGCAGCGCAGGGAGAGCGAAGGCGAAGAAGGAGACCCACCGGUGGUGCUCACGGUGAAGGUGUCGCAGGAAGCCGUGGACAAGGCCUUGCCGCUGCCUUUCGAGCGGAAGAAGUACCUCAAGCGCAAGGAGCUGCCUACCUGA